Fusarium redolens is the source of this 915-nucleotide messenger RNA. Its product is annotated as Alpha/Beta hydrolase protein. The transcript has a single exon. The record is from RefSeq and is a predicted model, not a curated record. Gene Ontology annotation, biological process: protein depalmitoylation. Gene Ontology annotation, molecular function: palmitoyl-(protein) hydrolase activity; carboxylic ester hydrolase activity. The coding region runs from base 19 to 870 and encodes 283 amino acids. Gene Ontology annotation, cellular component: cytoplasm. Lineage: Eukaryota; Fungi; Ascomycota; Sordariomycetes; Hypocreales; Nectriaceae.
CUCAACAUCAUCUUCACAAUGAGUGAAAAAGCCAGCGCGUCAGCAAGUCAAGGUGAAUCAUUUGGCCCAAUAUAUACAAUUGAGCCAGUAGAACCGCAUACACAUACAGCAAUCCUCCUCCACGGCCGAGGAAGCAACAGUGAAGAGUUCGCCCGAGAGCUAUUCGAAGAGACUCUACUUUCAGAUCAAGCCAAUCUCGCUCAGAAAUUAUCCAGUUGGCGAUGGGUGUUUCCUUCUUCGCGUGAGCUAUGGAGCACGGCUUUCCAAGAAGACAUGCCCGCCUGGUUUGAGGCUCAUUCUUUGACGGAUACUACGGCUCGGCAAGACCUCCAGAUUCCGGGUAUCAAGGAAUCGGUCAACUAUAUCAAAGCGAUCUUAGACCAGGAGAUUGAGAGACUUGGUGGGGAUACAACGAAGGUAGUCUUGGGUGGAAUUAGCCAAGGUGCAGCAGUGGGAAUGUGGACUUUACUUUGCCUGGAUUCUAUUGAGCGACCACUCGGCGCAUUCCUCGCUACAAACACCUGGCUUCCUUUCGCUUCCAGUAUUAGAGAUUACCUAUCCAAUGAUAGGCCGGCAACUACAGAUGAGGGACUUGGAUUUGCCGCUGAAAUGCUGGCCCCGUCAAAGGUCUCAUCUACUCAAUCUCGCGAAAGGCUUCUGUCAACGGCUGUCUUUCUUGGCCAUGGAACUGAUGAUGCGUACGUCGAUGUUGAACUGGGACGAGAAGCUCGAAACAUUCUUAUUCGAGUUGGCUUUGAGGUUGAGUGGAGAGAAUACCAGGGAGCAGAACUAGAGGGACAUUGGUUCAAAGCGCCAGAAGAAGUUGACGAUAUACUCAACUUUCUUGUGACGCACGUGGAAAAAUCGUGAAUAACACGUUUAUAUAUUUAUUCGAAAUAAGAACUGUUGCCACUA